GCAGUCCGGCGCCCUGGGGGAAGAGGCGAAAAUUUCCUGCGAGGCCGGGUACAUGUUUCCAUUUGCUGUUUCGAAAAUCGGCAGUGCAGAAGCUGAUGCCGGUUCAACAGAAGACUUCAUUUUCGAACACACAAUCACCUGCGCGCUCCCAGGUGGUGGCGAGUCAGCAGGCGCACAACUUAUUCCUGGCGGAACCGCAUCUUCACCUGGAACUACAUUCGCCAACCCAUCAACUUUCAACGACGAAGAAGGUUUUUGGACCAACGUGAAGCACUGCGUCCCCGUUCCGGACUAUUGUCCGAAAAACGUAGAGCUGCAUGACGAGAACAAACGACCAAUGAAAAUUCUCAAGUCCGGCUUAUCAAAUGUAAAAAUGUCUGGGUCUGGAAGAAUGCAACUUGUCAUGCUGCAUUUGGAUUCAAGAAAAAUCUGUAUUGCAUGAGUACCAAAAGGAAUGUAAUUUUUGCUACGCGGAGAGGGCAUUUUUCAUGCGGAAUAGGCAUCCAGAAGCUCUGAAAAAAUCUGUGAUGCUAGGGCAUGCAUCACAGACAUCAGGGCUCAUGCAAAACGUGCAUGACAAGUGUCAGAAUGUUCCAGACCCAGACAUUUUUGCAUUUGAUACGGCUCGAUCUCCGAUGAUCUCUUCGCUUCUGAUGUCCAAUGCCUCAACCCCGCGUACACGAAACUCAAAGAGUCCCGCGGCAGUAUCUGGCGGGGGCAGAGCUUAUCCCUGCACAAGAAAGCGGCAGUCUGUCUUGCGGACAAACAGAAAAUUGGGAAGUGGGAGAUUUACGGGAAGUGCGAGAAAGCGGAGAAUUUUUGCUUCUCCAGCGAGGAAACAGAUAAACACUUAACGUGUGAGAAACUGCCGGCGCUUCAGUUUGAACAGUCCGCGUCUGUGACGAUCUGCGCGAAGGGGUAUCUGGAGGAAUCGGUGCUCGAUUGGGAGGUGAAAUUAACGUGCUCCGAGCAAGCGAAGGGGGCUUCCUCACCUUCUCCCACCUCAUCGCAAACACAAGACGACGAUGAUGACAUCUCGAACCGUGGGCAGUACCGCGUGACCGGGGUGCACAGUGAGAGGAAGCACAUUAGUGACGGAUCGAUCUUGGAUGGAAGUAAACUGAAAUGCUUCGCGUCCAAGACCUACUGUCCGGAUUUCAAGCAUAUGAAAUGUAAAAAUGUCUGGGUCUGGAAACUUGUGCUGCUGGGUGGCGUCUCAUGAUGAGGCUACAAAUGCUGGCUCAGCAUGACAAGUUUCUGAGGUCCUAGGUGUUGCCUAGUCUGCAUGACAAACUGCGCUUCUGCAUCACAGAAAAACGGAGCUCUUGGGUAAUGUGCAUGACAGAUUUAAGAGUCAUGCCAGACACGCAUGACAAACAUGAAUUCUUCCAGACCCAGACUACACUUUUACAUUUGAUAAAGCACGUCCCAGUUGUCCCAAGGAGAAAAGGGUUGCCGAAGGAAAUGGAAUUCCCGAGGUUGUUGAAUUCCAGAUUUCCUAUAAAAGAACUCUGCGCGAUCGGGUACGAGCCCGCGAACCCGGAGGAGGACUACCUUGUCUGCACCGAAGACAGGUAUGCGCAGGGGAAAUGGCUGGUGUCGAAUUCACUCGAGUUGACGAGCAAACAGAAAAAAGCGAAACAGGAUCAAUACAAUUGCGAGGCGAUUCAAGAUUGGUGUCCGGAAGUUCUCGAUGUCGAGAAAAACACGAUCAGCAGCUCAAAAAUCGCAGCCACCGCGCAAAUCACCUGUCAACCGGGGUUUACGACGAGCUUUUUGUUCCAAAACAGCAAAUUGAGGUGCAUGGAAAAGCGGAAGUGGGGGUAUUUGAAAAUUGUGGAUCCGAGUAAGUAUCAACAAAGCACGUCUAUGGCUGGUACUACGCGAGGGAUGAAUAUCCCACGAACAAAGUGUUACAGUUACACAUUUGUACGUGAAUUCAGCAACACAAAUUUCUCUGCAUGAGAGAGAAAACUUGUAAUGCAGAAUUUCUACGGGAAAACACCUAUGAAACGAGGCUCCUAUGCAUAUCCUGCAUGACAGAGCUUGUCUGUCUUGCUUGGCCUGCAACCCAAUGUGUAACUGUAACACUUUUUUCUCGCGAUAAUGAACAAUAUUUUUGGCGAUUUUGACCUGUUUGGAUUCGGGGGGACAACGGCGAACGGAUAUGCAGUGCAAACGUAAUUUGGUAGUCGCACUAGUAAAUUGUAACCAUGCAUAACAAAUCUCAUGUCUUAGCCAGAUCCGCAUUCCAAAUUGCAUUUUUUCUCUUGGAAAAUUUGUAUUGCAAUUUUAUCUACAAGAACUACUACGAUAUUUUUGCAAUGCAUAACGGACAGAGAGCUGGUGGUGCAACUGCAGUGACCAUUGACGAUGAAAAAAUCCGGGAUGACCGUCUGCCGCCCGGGGUGAAAAUGAUGUAUUUCGAAGGCGUUCAAGCGCACCAAAAUAAUCCGAGCAGUACAGACAGUAUGGGACCACAAGCCGCAGUCGUGUUGACCGAUGCGACCCCAGGCAGCACACCGGGCGAAGAUCGCGAGGUAUCCUGAGCGAAAACGUCCCCUGCGCAAAAACGUUCUAGAAAAUGCUUCUCAUGGGGCCCCGCAUGAGAAAAAUUUUACGCAUGCUGAUUUGCAUGACAACGUAUGAAAUGGGGACGUUUUUGGAUAGGAUACGAGGACGAUCUUCUGUGCGAGAAGAAGGAAGACUACUGUAAAGCAGUCCAAGAGCAGUCCUUCAGUAUCGAGCCCGGGCUGAUCAACGAAGUAAAAUCUGUGGUUUGCGCCGAUGGCUACGAACCCUUUGCCGCGGUGAAAAUUGUACCUGGAUCGAUGGAACAAGUGGAAGACACUGGUGUUCCAAAUAUCAACAGCCAGAUCGGACAGGAGGAGGACGACGCAGAAGUUUCAUCUCCCGUGAUUAUCACUGCGAAGCCAAAAGAGCACCAGGUCCGCUGCGCACCGUCCGCCAAGGAUCCCCAAAACCUCGGAGAAUAUUUCGGCACCGACCUGAAAAAAGCGUGCGUGCCCAAGAAGAAUUACUGCCCCGAUUUGUCGAAGAUUGUGGAUCCAACGACGGGCGAGAAGACGUUGCUCACACCGUUGCAAAACAGCCAGAUCAACGAGGAGAAGAAGGUGAGUUGCGCCGUCGGGUAUGGUUGUGCGGAAUGUAAUAUGAAAAGGCAAUUUUUGUUGAAAUGCGUAUCAAGCAUAAGCAACGUAAUUUCAUCAUCAAAUGCAGCAUCUUCGGGUACUACCGAUGUUAUUACCGGUCAGUGGCAAUUAGCGGAGAAGUCCAUGCGAGGGAACAAGCCGAUUUUUGAAAACCGGAACCCUUGCAAGCCGAUCGUCAGCUACUGUCCAAAGGACCCGCAGUUGGCGCCGUUCGGCGGGCCGGUUACGAAGGAAAUUGAGAUCUUCGACUUGAAAAAGCAGCUCGGGGAAAACUUCUGCAAAAACGACGAAGAUAUCGGGUUCCGGCUGAAUCCGAAUGAGGCACCGAUCCGGGCGGAGUUGAGCGGGCCGCUGGGUGGUAGAAGUACAACUGGUUUGACGACUUCUAUCGACGAAAGUAAUAGUGCCCUGCCAGCUCCACCGGCCCCUUACAUUCUGCAGUGCAAGCCGAAAUCGGAUCAAGUCGGCGAAUGGCGGGUAAGAGUCACCGCUUUCCCCAGCAUCCCGCCGAUCGCAUUGUCCGAUUUCAAACUUUGCUUACCGGCGAGUUGUGGGGCGAAUGUCGUUACUUACAGCGGAUUCGGGCCGACGAAGGAGGAAACGGGGACGAAGAAGUUUCCGAAGGGGAGUGUUGAGAAAAUCCAGUGCCCGGUUGGGUUUUCUUUGAAGAAGGACUUGGAGAGUUUGAUUGAACAGAUUUUUCCAGCGACCACGACAGGAGAAAAAAACUCAAAAACCGACAACAAUAAGAAUAAACUCCAAGCCACACUGAACAGAGACACUAACACCGUCGAGCUUCGCUGCAGCCAGCACAUUGAAAAGCCGACGGAAGAUUUUCUCUCCUCCGCACUCGAUCCCGACUUCUACUGCGAGCCGAAGAGUUGCCAAGCGGGAAAGAUCACGAACGGGGAGAUUCUCGACACGCACAUUUUCGGCGAGCGCGUCUUCCCGAAAUGCGAUCUGGGUUUCGCGGGGAAGCCCUGCAUGUGUGCGGCGAAUGGGGAAUUCGUGUACUUGCCGGCGACGACAAAUGAGAAAAACAACGACAAAUUCGGCGGAGAAUUCGAAGAGGAAGAGGAGGAACGGAACAGGCCGUGGAAUUUCUUCGGCGGCUUCGGCAGUGGGGGAAAAACCGUCGAUACAACCGCCGUGUUGCAGCAGGCGGACACGGCGGGAACGAGUUUAGAGCCUUGUGCGUGUAAGCUGUCCAAGUCUUUUUGCAACGAGCGGUCGGUCCCAGAUUUACCCUUGCAGGGGAGGAGAUUGACAGGUUUGGGCGAUCAACCUGAUGUAGCGCCUGGUCUUCAAAAGCAAAACCAGCGCCAGGCCGCUGUACAGGAACCUCGAGGCUUGCGGUUGAGACGUCGGCUGUUUGGAGACGAGGAACAAGGAAAUCAGAUCGUCGCGGGGGCCGGCGGGGACAGGAAGAUUUACGGCUCCUUCCGCCCCUCCAUUGACGCGGCACUGGCGGAGACGAGGUACUAUCACUGUCCGGAUAACAUGGUUUUGCCGAAUAACCAGCAUUUUGUCGAGGUGAAAUGCAUCGAACCGACGGAAUCAACAAGCAAAUCGAAGAAAGACCAGCAUAAACGAGUGCAAAGCACGUCGAGUCCCAUCGGGCAAUAUGUCCUCUCCACCACGAACGAGAAGUUUGAUUUGAAGAAUUACCAGUGCUCCGCCCAGCGGUGCCCGGAGUCCUUGGAGCAGUUGAAAAAAGUCGGUUACGAAAUCCUCGACACGAAAGACAACACCUGCAGCGACGUAUCCACUACAAAUAUGUCUGGGUCUGGAAUAAAAGAGCGAAUUUGUGAUGCAUGUUGCAGCCGCCCACACAAAAAUCUGUGUUGCAUGUCUUGCACAAGAUCCCCACUUCUGACCAUGUUGCCGAGAAGCGAUUUGUCAUGCAGACUAGGUAUCACCAUUUUUCACCAAUAGGAGGCAGAACCUGUGAUGCUAAGCCCUGCAUUCCAGAUUUUGUUGAGCUUGGAAAAAUUGCAUGACAAAUCUCGCAAUCUUGCAGACCCAGACAUGCGUGCUAUCCAUACGCCUCCGUCGGGGGCAUCUGCCAGCUCCGCUGCGAGGGGGCGGACGAAGCUUGGGAGGUGUUUACGUGCAGUGACAGCGGAGAAAAUGUUUCGGAUCAGAGUCAUGUUGGCGGAGGCUCGGCAGGACAGCAGGGGGCCGCUUCUACUAGCAAAAACAAGUACAGCUGGGUCUCGAAGGACACGAAGGUAAAGUACAAGAUCGAUCUGAACCGCUGCCAGUCGCCGAUCACGCUGAUGUAUCAAAUGCAAAAAUGUCUGGGUCUGGAAGAAUGCAAGUUUGUCAUGCUUGUCUGGCAUGACUCCAGAAUCUGUGUUGCAUAGGCACGAAAAGGCCCUCGAACCUGUCAUGCAAAAACGCAGUUUGCCAUGCGGAAUACGUAAGACGUGGCAGCCAAAGGGUUUGUCAUGCAUAGCUGCGUACUGCAGUGCUUCUAUCAUUCACUUUUAGCAUUACAAGUUUCCAGACCCAGACAUAUUUGCAGUCCAUAUGAUGCUGCAAGACGCGAUGACGAAGGAACCUGUUACGUUCAGCCAAAUCGACUCUAUAUCCUGUGCAAAAGUAUCGUACUCGUAUUGCAAUCAUGCAUUACAAAUCUUUCUCUCCAGGUAAAUCAGCACUACAAAUUUUAUUUCUCAUGCUGAGGAAAUUUGUGAUGCAUUUAUAAGAGUGCGAUACUUUUGCAGUGCAUACUCUAUCGAGAUUGAGAACGAACUCUACGGGAACCGAAACCUCCAGAUCAACACGAAGCAGUUGGCGAAGAAAAACCGCGCCGUUUUCACGUGGCAGCAGGGCGACGUGGGGCAGUUGGUUUUGUCCCCGAAGCAAACCGCGGAGGCGCAGACCGGGAUUCAGUUCAAGCAGGCCAGUCAGCAGUACGGUGAGCAAUUUAUCGCGAAGGAUUUGGCGAAUCCAAACCGGAAAAUGCUGUUGUUCCUUCUGGACCGGGUUAUGGACCACGGAGACGUCAACGAAGACUGCACGUUCGCCGGGGAAAUUUCCUCCUUCCGCGCGGUGCUCUGGUGGGACCAGUACCCGAAAGAUUUGGAUCUGUACGCGACCUACAUGGAGUGCAUCGACCAGGUGUACGAUCUAGAAACCGCGAUUGCGGAUUCCCACGAGUUCCUCUCCUUCGGGGAAACAAAAUCGACCUCGAAGGGCGGGCAGAGCAACGGUGACGGGCAGGUCCACAUCAACUACCCGCGGAUCACUGACGAUGCGAUUGAGGCGGACUCAGGUACCGCGGGGAAAACGACAGACCUGUGGAUCUGGUCGGUCAACCCCACGCCAAGUUACGCGAUUUCGUACCAAAUGGGUUUAGUCGUUGGGAAAUCGGGAAAGCCGGUGUACAGCCGGGCCACGGGGACGGGGCAUCCUUAUCCUGUGUAAAACCGUCCCCACCUCCCCGUGGUCAAAAUGGCAGAUCUGCUACACAAGUCAAGAAGGUUUUGCUGUUGCGCAUGACAAGUGUAGUCGCGCGCAGCUGGUGGAGUAGCUGGUGCAGUCUGUCGCAUUGCAAGUCAAUUUUUUUAUGCUGAUUCGAGCAUGACAAAUUUCCUGAUAGUGUUGGAAAUGCCCGUUGUAUAUUGAGGUGCGCAUGAGAGACAAUUUGGGCACGCAGAUUUGCAUGACAAGCAUGGGAUGUUGGGGACGCUUAUUGUCAGGAUAAUCCCCGGGAAUUCGCCACGGAUGAGUUUGACGAGCUGAAAAAAUGGUACAAAAUAUCAAACAAAAAAAGUUCGUCACGAUCACUCAUGCGCAGUUUUGCAAUACAAAACUUUCUGUCAUGCGUCAAAAUGCAUCACGGCCAAACUUCAGAAGGGGUUUCCUUUGAGUGUUUCUGCAAUACAAGAAAAACCUGUGAUGCUGGAAAAGUUUCUCAUGCAAAGCCUGCAAGUUAGUGACUGUGACAAACUUCUUGCCUUCCAUACAAAAAGUACCCAGACGUGGAAAAAUUGCCGUCUUUUUACCUCCCGUUCGCGAAAGGGAUAUCAAAUGCAAAAAUGUCUGGGUCUGGAAGAAUGCAACUUGUCAUGCUAAAUCUGGAUCAUGUAUUAAAAAUCUGUGUUGCAUGAUUUCCAAAAGCUGUCCACUUUUGACCUAAUCGAGAGGCAGUUUCUCAUGCAGGAUAGGCAUGAUAGAACUCUCACAGAAUCUGUCAUGCUAUUUCCUACAUACCAGGCCUCAUGGGUCAUGAAAAACCUGCAUGACAAGUCUGGCACUCUUCCAGACCCAGACAUUUUUGCAUUUGAUAAGGGAGCAGUGGUGGCAUCAACUCUGGUGCAGCUGCAGGCGGAGCUGCUACUGCAGGAGACGACGAAGGCGGCGUCUCCUCUGGGUCGGAGAGCGAUAGUAGUCCCGGGGCCCCGGGAGCAGGUGGGGCAGGAACAACAUCUUCGCAGAACACCGUGAUGAAAAAGCAGGACCUCGCCGCGCGGAAGCACCGGGCGGCUUUUGGCAACCCCAUGACCUUCUUCGCGGACAAGAAAUUCGAGAAAUUCAAGCACUACGCGACUUUAGAUAUCCGCGAAGCCGGCUACGACGUUUGCCCGAUCGUGUCCUGUGCUUCUAAACUGCAGGAGUUGCGGUCGAGCAACAAGAAAGUGGCCAUGUUUGACAAGAAAAACUGCGUGCCCACGAUCAACCAGCGGUCAAAGUGGGUCUCCUGGAUUAUCGCAAGAAAAAACUGUUUCGCUGUGAACUUGUGAUGCAGAGAAUGGGGCACAGAACGAGCUGUCUUGCUACACCUGCAAGACAUUGGAUUUUUUAGUGUGUUUUCACUUGGCAAGCGCGCAUGCCAAAUAUUUGGUGUCAUGUGUAACUUGUGAUGCCGAUCUUGCAAGAUCAUCACAGUGAAGCAGUUUUUUCGUGGGAUAUGGAUCAGCCCGCUCUUAUAUGCUCUGCAAAAGUAUCGUACUCGUAGCAAUUGCUGUUAUGCAUGACAAAUCUCUUUUCCAAGGUAAAACAGCAUUACAAAUUUCAUUUGUAAUGCUAAGUCGAUUUGUAAUGCAAUUACUAUAUAUUAUAUUCAUGCGAAAAAAGAGGUAGACAGAGGGUAAACAAGAGGUGGCCGAGAGGUCAAAAAGAGGUCAAAAGAGGUAAAAAAGAGGUCGACAGAGGUGGAGAGGUGGCGCGGGACCCCUUUCGAGAGGGUCGGCGAGAGGGUGCGCGAGUAUAGCCCGCCGAAGGACCCACCUUAAGGCGGCGCCUAAGUGCCUCAGAGGGUGCAGAGAGGUCACAAAGAGGGGGCGCGAGAGGUCGACAGAGGUCGAGAGAGGUGGCGCGAAUAAGGGCCAACCUCUCGCGCACCCUCUCGGCCACCUCUGGGCCACCUCUGUCGACCUCUACCCUCGAGUAUAGCCGGACUAUUAGCGGGGACCCCCAAAAGAGGUAAAAAAGAGGGUCUGCGAGAGGUCUGCGAGAGGGUAAAGACACAAAGUAGCGGGCGCGAAUCCGCAUGGGAGUCCCCAUAUUUAGCGUCGCAGGCUCUUCGCGGACUUGUUUUGUCCGGCGCCUGUCCCCACCACCCUCUCGCGCACCCUCUCGCGCCACCCUCUCGCGUCACCCUCUCGCGCACCCUCUCGCGCCACCCUCUCGCAUCACCCUCUCGCGCACCCUCUCGCGCCACCCUCUCGCGCGACCCUCUCGCGCCACCCUCCCGCGCCACCCUCUCGCGGCGGGCGGCUUCUGUUCGCCCCCGGUGUUCUUUGCAGUUGCUCCCUGCGCAGAGCGCCCACAGGCGCGGGAGGCGCGCAAGUAGUCCUGCGGGUUGGCGCGGCGCAAACUCCAGUAUGCUUCGUUGCGCACAGGCCCGUGGCGUUGUGGUCCGAUCGGCAAACUGUCUUGCCCCGGUCCAACAGCCUUGCGCUCCGGCGGCAGCCGGAGCAUGGCUGGUUCAUACUAGUACGAUACUUUUGCAGUGCAUAUCUUAAUGCAUCUGGAGACCACGUACGACCGGAAAUUGAGCGGCGGUGGGGCCGCAAAACUAUAUGCAUUGUAAAAAUGUCUGGGUCUGGAAGGUUGGAACUUGUAAUGCUAGCUUUCCAUACCUAGAAAAUCUGUAUUGCAUAACCAACAAAAGUCGCAGCCUCUUUUGUCAGGCAAAAACGCAGUCUCUCAUGCGGAUUGCCUAUGAGAAAGCGUUUUGGGAAGUUGUCAUGCCGGACUGCAUUCGAAAGUGUUUUCAUCAUGCACAUUUUAGCAUCACAAGUUUCCAGACCCAGACACUUUUUGCAUUUCAUAAACUACCUGCAGUAGUACAGUCUUCUUCGUCCGCAGAUACUGAAAAGUUUUUCACCACUCGGCUGCAGAAAAGUCUGCAGGUUGAGCAGGAGAAGAAGCGUUUGUUGGUAGAGAAGGGUCAAUUGAACAAGAAAACUUACGAAAAAUUCUUGAAAUCCAUGUCCAUGUGGAAGGCCAAGGGGAACAGUAAGAGAGUGCACAGCUUGCCCUCUCCCUCACUUGUCAUGCAAAACCCCGAAUCCAAGCGCUUCCCGGUGGCACUGUUUGCAUGACACAUUCUGGAAACCCAAACAGUACUACACGACGCGCAUGAAUUAUUUGUCAUGCACAUGCUCUACGUGUGCUCGGUUUCUAUUGCUGUUCAUGCAAUACAAACGAGGGGGAUGGGGAGUUGUUGUGCACUCUCAUAAACAGUCGCUUGGAGUUAGAAGUGGACCACCGCGACGGCUUCGGCCCGGAGACGAUCACGAUGACCAAUGUGCCUCUAUCCUGUGCAAAAGUAUCGUACUCGUAUUGCAGUCAUGCAUUACAUUAAGUUAAAUCCGCAUCACAAAUUUUAUUUCUCAUGCUGAGGAAAUUUGUAAUGCAUUAGCAUUUAUACGAGUGCGAUACUUUUGCAGUUCAUAGCCUCCGGGGCUGUAUAAAUUCGGCGUGCACGCUUUUACGGAAGAUAUGUACUUGCGGGAUGCGACGCCGACGGUAGUUAUGGGUUCUUCUAUAUAAUUCCAACAGUUACAGUAUCAGUACCAUGAGAACAUCAAAGCCAAACUCUGAAGCUGCAAGAUUAAGCAUGAGAAGAACUCGCUUCGGAAAAACAAGAGCAAUUUUCUUUCGUACGAUAUUUUUCCCCUAUAAAAAUGACCAGGUGAAGUUUUGGUUUGGCGACACGGUGUUGAUUCAUUGCAAACUUGACCGCGACUCCUGCGACGACCCUCAAUAUUCGGAUGUCCGCUGGUGGAGCGUCGCGACGGUCCUUAUCCCCUAAAAAUGUGCCAUCCCCAUCCGAUUUGUCAUGCAAAGCAUAUAGGAAACUCUGUGUCUGUCAUGCAGAAAAUGGAUGGGGAGCAUUAAUUUUCACCCAAUAGUCAUCGUGGAAGAGCUCCCGACGAAGACCACCGACCCGGUAAGCAAGCAGCAGAAGCAUAUCCUAUGUAAACACCGUCCCCAUCCCAGCCAUAGUCAAGAUGGAAAAUCUGCUAUACAAAUCAAGCAGAUAUGGUUGCUGCGCAUGACAAGUUUGGCUCCGUAGUGAAAUUCUGUUUAGCUAGCUCCAGCAGCAUCACAGAUCUAGAAUAUCAUGCUGAUUCGAGCAUCACAAAUUUCAAAACGCGACGAGAAAACGCUUCUCAUGGGGCUUUGCAUGAGAAACAUUACUAUCUAUUAUAUUCAUGCGAAAAUAUGGGUUUGGAGAGGGUAGACGAGAGGUGGCGGGGAGGUGGAAAAGAGGUCAAAAGAGGUGAAAAAGAGGUCGACAGAGGUGGAGAGGUGGCGCGGGAGGUCAUUCGGGAGGGUGGCCGAGGGGUGGCGCGAGUAUAGCCCGCCGAAGGGGUCGCCCUUUGGGGCCGCUAAGGGCCUCGGAGGGUGCAGAGAGGUAAAAAAGAGGGCAAGCGAGAGGUGGACAGAGGUGCCGAGAGGUUGCGCGAAUAAGGGGACCCCUCUCGCGGACCCUCUUGGCCACCUCUCGGCCACCUCUGUCGCCCUCUACCCGCGAGUAUAGCCGGAUUAUUAGCGGGGACCCCCAAAAGAGGUCAAAAAGAGGGUCUGCGAGAGGUCUGCGAGAGGGUAAAAACAGAAAGAAUUGGGCGCGAAUCCGCAUGGUGCUGCCCAUAUUUCGCAUUGCAGGCCAUUCGCGGACCUGUUUUGCCCGGCGCCUUUCCGUGCCACCCUCUCGCGCACCCUCUCGCGCAACCCUCUCGCGCUACCCUCUCGCGCCACCCACUCGCUCUACCCUCUCGCGCCGGGCGGCUUCUGUUCGCCCCCGGUGUUCUUUGCAGCUGCUCGCUGCGCAGAGCGCCCACAGGCGCGGGAAGCGCGCAAGCGGUCCUGCGGGUUGGCGCAACGCAAACAGGCGGCAGGAAUCCAGUACGUUUCGCUAUGCGCAGGCCCGUGGUGUUGUGGUCCAAUCGGCAAACAGUCUUGCCCCGGCCCAACAGCCUUGCGCUCCGGCGUUAGCCGGAGCAUGGCUGGCACUUAUCAUGCAGGUUUGCAUGACAGCAGCUAUGGGGCGGGGGCGUUUUUACAUAGGAUAAAGCAAAAUUACCGCGUCAAAUUACUCCAAAACGAAGCGCAGCAAAAAAAGAAGCUGCAAUACCGGGAUUUGCCAACCCGGGAGGACGUGAGCCCGGAUUUUGCGCGGGGAAGCUCGCUAUCAAAUGCAAAAAUGUCUGAGUGGUCUGGGAGAUUCUGAGACCUGUCAUGUACGUUUUGCAUGAGCCAUGAUGCCUGUGAUGCAUGCCGUAGCAUCACAGAUUUUUCGAGGAGUUCUUGAUGCCUAUUUCGCAUGACAAAUGCCCGAUCCGCGUAGCAAAAAUUGCAUUCCCUUUGCUACUCAUGCAAUACAGAUUUUUUUGGAAUCCAAAAGCAGCAUCACAAGUUUGCAUUCUUCCAGACCAAGACGCUUUUGCAUUUGAUACUCCCGGAGGAGGUACUACAAACGCGUGAAGCUGUUGUAUGAAGACGACAGUGAACAGGAAUUAUCCUGUGCAAAAGUAUCAUACUCGUAUAGCAGUCAUGCAUUACAAAUCUUUUUCUCAAGGUGAAUCCCCAUUACAAAUUUUUAUUUCUCAUGCUGAGGAAAUUUGUAAUGCCUUUAUACGAGUGCGAUACUUGUUUUGCAGUUCAUAGGAAUCGAAAUCCAACAACUGGACUCUGCAGAAGAAAACCUGCAGCUCCCACUGCUGGGUCGAAAAAGGGGUGGCCGACAAGUGUCUCGGGUGAGACAGGACUGGUAUGUUAAAUUUUGCGAUAAAAAGCGCAAGCGCUGGAAGUACUUGGAUCUUUAAUGCCAGCGACACAGCACUUUUCACAUUUUUUGAUUUCUCAAAGCUCAACGCUUUUUCUUUUUUUGCCCCUAUCUAUUUUUUGCGAAUGAAAAAACAACAAACCGACCCUAUUUUCGUACAUUAUAACCAAAAUACAAUGAAAUUUAAUUCCAAAUUCAUCAUGAAUCCAAUUUUAUCAAUACUACCGUCUUAUUUUCUACUGCUUUAGGAGCAAGCAGUAUUGAGCUACGCUGAAAAACAAUUCAAACUAAAGCCAACGACAAUAGAAUUUACAACCUACAUGUACAUACGCUGAUCUUUAUUUCGCAGCUUUUCAGAAGAUGAUAUUUUUAUUUUUUCGUGGCCUCAGGAUCGUAGCCAUCGUCGUAGCACAAGGAAUCUCCGACUCAGUUUCACCUUUUUGCGUGGCCUGUGUUUAUUUUUCGGUGGAAGCAAUCUCCACAGGAUCACGAAAAAAAGUUUUGCAGCUUAUCUUCAAGUACUUAUUUCUCGUCGGUGUAAAGAGAUACAACAGGAUACCAAAAGAAGGGCAUACUAGUCUCAGGGGCCGCGUGGCUUUUCCCACAUUUAGGUUCUUUGCUGUUGAAAUGGACUUUAUGUAUCUACGGCAGUUCUUGUGGUGUUCAUACACAUUUUAAAGGCGACACCAGAACUUAUUUUCUAAAAGCACGACUCCGUGCCCUUUCGAAGAUGUCUGUCCGGCAGCGCUGCAAGAGAUCAC
Molecule: messenger RNA, 13181 nt
Organism: Amoebophrya sp. A120
Lineage: Eukaryota; Dinophyceae; Syndiniales; Amoebophryaceae
Source: the annotation of a GenBank genome assembly